UAACGCUUCUUUACAACACUGACUGCAGCUGCAGAAAAUUUUUUUGUUUUUUUUCCGCACAAUUAAAUGGUUAAUAUCUAAACUAUUCCGGAAAGCGAUCCCAACGAGACAAUGAAAACCCCUGGUGCUGCAAACCCAGACCCUGAGCUGAACAAGUCCUUGCACAACAAGGUCAACAAAAAGUCCACAAAGUCGCGCUCCAAGUCCACGAAGUUGGAGGUGGGAGGAAGCAAAACCGCGACUUCUACUCUGGGAUCGGCUGUGGGCGUGGGAAGUCUACCGGCCACGCCCACCCAUGUACAUUUGGUAACGACGCCCACAACACCGACUUCUAGCCAUGCCAACUACAACAUGUUCGAUGCCUCCUUUGCGGUGGCCGGAGGCGGACACGGAGUGGCAGGAGUCUCAGCGGCUGAGGCCUCGGGCAACACCAGUCGUAUGAGUCAUCACAAAAGUUACGCAGGCUUCGACCCGCGCAGCAUAAAAAUCUUCUGGGAGCAGCACGACCAAACGGACGUGGAGUUGUCCCAGGAAGUGUGCGCCCGUCUGGCCGAGGAUGCAUCCUAUAAAGUGUGGGAGCUAAUCAAUAACUUGAAGAUAUACUCCCGCCAUUCGGGCGGAGUGGUGACCUACGAUCUAGUCAAUGAGGUGCUCAAAGAUGCCGACGUGCCGCCAAUGCUGGGCGCCAUGGACAGCGACUGGGAUCGCAUUGACUACGACGGCAGCUACUACUAUCACUCGGAUAAGAUUUUCGAGCUGCGGGACGAGUUCCAGAAGGAGAUCAGCCUCAGCCUACCCGACGACGCUGACUUUCACAGUUUCUGCCCCGUGGAGGACAAGCACACGGAUCAGCUGAAGCAGUGUGUCCAGAGUAUGGUCACAGCUGCUCUUUUUGCCGACAAGAAGACCCAGUCCUCGGCACUUGCCUUUGCUUUUCAGACGCCUCUAAUGGGCUCCAUCUACCGUGUCAUAGUCAGCAAGAUGCUCCAGCUGCUGGCGUUCAAGCAGCAAGAGCAACUGAGCCGACGCUGCUGGCGGCUGCUCCGCGCCUGUAACUACAAUUCGCAGGCAAACCCAAACGCCUGUCACCAGGAGUAUUUCCACCUGGCCGAGGUGCUCGUCAGCCAGUUGAUGGCUCCCUACGAAACCAUAAAGGCGCCUCCCGAGGCCAGCGACAACACGGUCCAAAUGGAGCUUGAGGAGCCGAUCAAAAUAAAGCCAGAACAGUUCCCAGACCCAGGGAUGGAUGUGUGCAAGCAGGAGCCUCAGGAGCAGCCGCAGGAACAGGCUGCGUUUCCCACUGAUUCGCAGCAGCAGCAGACCAUCUAUAAGAUCAAACCGGACGACGACACUAAUGAGGUUGGGGCGGAGCCUCAGAAUCUGUCCAGCUACUUCGCCAGUCCCGUUGGAAACGGCCUCGUGGACGAAUUGUGCGAAACGAUUGGCCAGCUGGCCUCCCAGAGCGGGUAUCUGCACUCCGAAUGCCUCUUCCUGAUCAAGCGACGCCUGGCCAGAUUCUUUGAGGGUCGCAACGUGUGCAGCGAGAGGGAUUUCCAGUACAUCAGCCGAGCGGGACGCGGACUCAUCGCCUUAGGGGCGUACGCAUUCCGUGAGUUUAUACCCUACAUCUACAAACUGAAUGCGGAUGAGAUACCGGACACUCUGUGGCAGGACCUGGCCCCGGCUGCAGUCUUCCUCGAGGGCAGGGACGAUAUAUACUUGUACGAAUGGCUGGAGCACGGCUGCGGGGCAUCCAAGCUUCAGCCGUUUAUGGUUCACUAUGCCCGUGCAUACGAGGAAAAUGUGACACGACGCUAUGUGCGGGCAAAGACACCAGUCUACCGGAUUGAAGCGACGCCAGGCGUACGACGGUUGGAGUGGAGCACCUUGGCAGCGGCCAUGUGCCACGGCGACGAUCCCAGCAAGGCUCUGAAGCCCAAGCCCACAUUGAGGGAGGCGUUUCCCGAACUGCAGCUGCCGAAUCUACGGCACAACUGCUGCGGCAGCAUCCGCUUCAAGUUCGCGGGAUGCCGUCCAAUGCUGCUCAAGGUCAAGGCUAUGCCACUGCCACAGGCAAUAGAUUCGCCAUCCACCAUAAACGGGGGAAGCAGUGGGAGCAACUCUGACAUACUCAUCGCCAGACGCAAGCUCUUUAAGCCGCUGACCAAUGUGAGACGAGAGGUGCCCACCAGUGGGUAUCACUACAUUAGAAUCUAAAUCAGAUGCAGAUUAGCGGAGCUAAUUAGCGAUAGAUUAGCGAAUCUAUCUGUAUCUCAGUAUUCUGUGUUCUGGGGAUCUCAAUCACCUGCAGUGCAGUUCCCGUACCUUCUGCAGAAACUUUCGAAAAUUAAAUUGUAAAGAUAAUUUUAGUUUUUAAUUUUCUAUCAUUUGUCGAAAAAAACACAAACAAGAAAAGUGCAACAAUGAAGACAAAUUCAAUCUAGUUAAGGCAUUCGAAUAAUUUAAUUCAUUUAUAGGAAGAUAAAAAUAAUGUUAAUUGCAUUUCUGUCCGGCGUAAUCGGAUUUAUCCAAUUGUUCGGUGUGCAUUGUCGUCCUUCCGUACCACAGCGCCGACAAAUAAGACAUUUCCGCUUGCAUUAAUAAAAAAUUUUCAAUUUUAACAGAUUGAUGGAAACAGCAAUAAACGGAAAAGUACUUGCUGUCCCCCUUGACUGUAUACGAACGAUAUAUCAAGUAAAAUAUCGAUAUAUUCUAUUCGACAGGAAUAACUCUAUAUUGACAUUUUAUGGAUAUUUUCUCCCAUCCCUAGUCGAAAAUUCAGAGAAAAAUUAUUGUUUGAAAUUUUGGGAAAAAUUCUCACUCUAAAAAUGUCUGAGAACGACGCUGCGAAAGGGGACUCUGAGCAGAAGAGA
This is a messenger RNA of Drosophila obscura, 2873 nucleotides long. RefSeq lists its product as uncharacterized. The transcript is spliced from 6 exons. Gene Ontology annotation, cellular component: SAGA complex; SLIK (SAGA-like) complex; transcription factor TFIID complex. Gene Ontology annotation, molecular function: RNA polymerase II general transcription initiation factor activity; transcription coactivator activity. Gene Ontology annotation, biological process: RNA polymerase II preinitiation complex assembly; transcription initiation at RNA polymerase II promoter. The record is from RefSeq and is a predicted model, not a curated record. Lineage: Eukaryota; Metazoa; Arthropoda; Insecta; Diptera; Drosophilidae. Bases 112 to 2217 code for a protein of 701 amino acids.